This is a messenger RNA of Saccharomyces mikatae IFO 1815, 777 nucleotides long. It is a transcript of the gene MRPL24, whose product is annotated as mitochondrial 54S ribosomal protein bL28m. Gene Ontology annotation, cellular component: mitochondrial large ribosomal subunit. The record is from RefSeq and is a predicted model, not a curated record. NCBI's taxonomy places the organism in Eukaryota, Fungi, Ascomycota, Saccharomycetes, Saccharomycetales, Saccharomycetaceae. The transcript has a single exon. Gene Ontology annotation, molecular function: structural constituent of ribosome. Bases 1 to 777 code for a protein of 258 amino acids.
AUGCAACAAAUUCUCUGGCCACUCCAAUUAACUAGAGGCUUUUCUUCUGCUGCAAGAAACUUCAGGCAAUGGAGGUUGAUUGAAACAAGAAAAGUUGCUAAACAGCCAGACUACCAAGUUGGCGAUAUUAAGCCCCUGCAUAUGCCGAAAGAGAGGAAAAAAUUCCCAAACUAUAAGUAUGGGGAAUCCAACAUCUUCAAACAGAGCAACAAAGGUCUUUUUGGUGGAUCCUUCAUUCAGUUUGGUAACAAUAUUUCCGAGAGUAAAGCUAAAACGAGGAAGAAAUGGUUGCCAAAUGUUAUAAAGAAAGGUUUAUGGAGUGAAACUCUGAAUAGAAAAAUCAGUAUCAAAAUGACUGCAAAGGUUCUGAAAACAAUCAGUAAAGAAGGUGGAAUUGACAACUAUCUAACAAAGGAGAAAGCUGCAAGAAUAAAAGAAUUAGGACCUACUGGCUGGAAGCUUCGUUAUAGAGUCUUGAAGAGAAAAGAAGCAAUAGAGAAUUACCCACAUAAGGAUGCCCCCAUCAUAGAAAUGGCAGAUGGUAACAAGGCAAAAGUUUACUACAACGAAGUUAUAAACGGCAAGCCAAGAAAAAUAUUAGUCGGAAGAAGAAGGUUACUGGCCUUUUUAUAUCCUUUAGAGAAACUGGAGCACAAAUCAAUAGGGAAAGACUUGGACCACAGAAAGUUCGUUGAGUUAUUUGCUGACGUUCCAGUCAAGGAUAUCGUAUCUAAAUUGGAGGAUCACGAAUUUGACUUAUCCACCAUAACUGUAUAA